Molecule: messenger RNA, 1588 nt
Organism: Salvelinus namaycush (lake trout)
Lineage: Eukaryota; Metazoa; Chordata; Actinopteri; Salmoniformes; Salmonidae
Gene: srrd
Product: SRR1 domain containing
Exons: 7
Coding region: 502-1455 (317 amino acids)
Biological process (GO): microtubule-based process
Cellular component (GO): nucleus; cytoplasm
Source: RefSeq, a predicted model, not a curated record
GCUGAUUUAGAUCUAUAUACUGUUAGCUAGUUAUAUAUUAAUUCUAGCUACCAAACUAGCUAAGUUAGUCUAACGUCGUCAUGGGACAUCAGGUUUCCUGCUCUGGCUAUGCGUUGUUGGAGGGACCAGCUCGAUUUACAUGUCUAGGAAAGUAAAUUGAACUUAAUUACUUACCUGAACUGCUCAGUUGUUGCAACUAUCGAUGAACGCAAAAAUAUAUGGACAAUGUGUACCGCUAUCUAGCUAGCAUUGUAACGAAGACGAAACCCCAAGUACUUCCCCUUGACAAAUAUUACACCGGAAGCAAAAUGGGUUUGCGUGCGUAACUUUCAAAACAGUCCCCCUUGUGUUGCCAGAAAUACUAGCUACUAACUUUUGUUUUAUUAAUUCUCCCUACGAUAACACAAUUAGUGACAGUAUUAUUAUCAUAAAUUCAUGAGUCUAAUACCUGUGUUGGUUAGGUGAGCUGUUGUGUGGAUGUAGAUAAGCGAACUAUUCCAGAUGCCGAACAGCGGUGAGGAGUGGCAGGUGGCCCGGCGACGGAAGGGAGCAGGCCGCAGAGGGAAGAUUCCUCACACGGCCUGUCAUGAACCUGGACACGCCGACGCUGUGGACACAGACAGGACCAAACAAAGGAUCACAGAAACCAUGGCUGAACUGAGGUGUGCAGACUUCUGGUUUGAGUGGAGAGAUCGACUGACGGCUGUGGGUAAGGCAGACUCCCCAGAGGUUGGAGGGGACCCAGCAGCAGGCUCUGACCCAGGACCUGAGGGUAGGGACCGGGCCCGGGAGGCCCCUAGCGGCCCACUGGAGUGUGUGUGUUAUGGUCUGGGCUCCUUCUCUUCCUGUGUGACAGCUCGUUACCAACUAGCUAUGCUGCUAUUGAUUCUGGAGUCACUACAGAUCCCUAUGGAGCAGUGCAGUGUGUACGACCCUGUGUUUUCCUCAGGGGAGAUGGAGGUACUGAGACAGCUUGGCCUCACCGUGCUGACUGAGAACGAGGAGGGAAAGCGAGCAGUGUCGAGGCCAACUCUUUUCUACCUGAUGCAUUGUGGGAAGGCUCUGUACAACAACCUGCUGUGGAAGAACUGGAGUAGAGAUGCACUGCCUCUACUGACUAUCAUAGGAAACAGCUUUGCAGGCAUACAGGACAGGAUGAUUCAGAGAGAACUCAAGAGAGACUACAGCUACAUAGCACACGCUGUGUGUGUGUGUGAGGAGUGGCCCCUUCCAUGCCCGUCCCGACUCCUGGACAUCUUCAAUGACACUGCCCUCAUCACCUUCAAGCCCAGCAGCCUCUGCAACCUCCCACAAUCCACCUGGGGGGAAGCACCAGAGCCCCAAUACCAACACUGCCCCGAUCUGGAGAUCAUACAGAGGCCCACAGAGAUGAGAGAGGUGGAGGAUGAAGGAAUCAUUGUGGUCUCUGUGGUUCCCAGUGAAAUGAGAGAAUAACAAGGAUUUUUUUUGCCCUUGUAAUCCUUUGGUGGGACAUUUUCUUUUUGGGGUAAAUUUAUUUUCAGGGUGGAAAAACGCGUUAAGUUUAAACUUAAACUAAAACUAGAUAUAAAGUAUGUAGAAAAGUCAA